Molecule: messenger RNA, 918 nt
Organism: Symbiodinium natans
Lineage: Eukaryota; Dinophyceae; Suessiales; Symbiodiniaceae
Source: the annotation of a GenBank genome assembly
AUGAUGACUGUCGCAUCUGCUGCAGAGGCAGAAAGAAUGUUCCGCGACAUGCUGGAGUGGCGCCAUGACUUCGACGUUGAGGGAAAGGUGCACAGCUGGAGGCGAGAGAUGGAGAGGCAUCGGACUAGGCGUGCUCGGCUUUGCAAACGCUUCGCCAUCGAGGAGCAGAUUUGCAACGACAAGUACGGCAUUCCGGUGCGGUUACUUCGUCUGGGUGUUGCGGAUAGUGCCGGCAUGAUCCGGGAAUUUGGACAAGAAGCUGUGCUGGUGGACAGCUUGUCAAAGCUGGAAUGGACCCACGAGCAGAUCCGGAACGCCAUGUUCCGUUGCCGGAAGCUGUUCCGUGGUCAGAUCCAAAUUCUCGACGUUGGCGACUACGGAGAUGUGCCGAACUGGACGGGUCGGAUGUGGAACAACUUGCGCCUGGGCCCUGACAUCUACAAGGUCUUCGAUGGGAACUAUCCGGAGACCGUGCGGAAAGUCUUUAUCAUCAGGACCAGCUCUCUUGUUCAUCACGGAUACACCCUGGUGCAGCGGCUACUACCGCAGAGGACCAAGCGAAAGCUGAAGCUCUUCGGCCCAAAGGCCGCGGAGUGGGUGCACGAGCUGAGGGCCGAGCUGCCAGAGAAGCAGGAGCUGCCAGAGUUCCUUCGCUGCGACAGCGAGCAGGCUUUCAGGGCUGCGACGCCUCGCGGGGGCGUCGUUCCUGAGGGCAUUGCUGGAUCCGACCAGGGCCGCUUCGAGGAUGACGAGGACGCAGAGGACGGGCCGGAGGUCGUUGCCCGCACGACUUCGCAGGAGCUGGCGAAGCAGCAGGCGCGGGUCAGCGACGCUGUCCUUCGCUUCCUACUGGCCGUCGUCUUCGCCUUGGCCGCUGCUGUGCUCGGAGGGCAGCUGGCGAAGGAUGGCAUAGCUUGA